Molecule: messenger RNA, 1089 nt
Organism: Eufriesea mexicana
Lineage: Eukaryota; Metazoa; Arthropoda; Insecta; Hymenoptera; Apidae
Gene: Mf
Product: myofilin
Exons: 8
Coding region: 136-966 (276 amino acids)
Source: RefSeq, a predicted model, not a curated record
CACCGUACCGACGUUCGGUAUACUAGUCCACAUUUUUGGCGGCAGCCGCCCAGUCUACGGUCCAAUCCCCGAACCGAACGGUCGUCCGAAAUACUUAGCGAACGAGUGUGGUUAGCAGUUCAGUAGAGCGGCAAAAUGGACGCGCGCUUUAGAAGCAAUCUCGACAUGAUCGGGCGCAACGAGCCCAUCACAAGGAAGGCCAAAUUCUGGCAGAGUUAUGUUCGGGCCUUAAAAGGUACCGAUGAUAUCAGAGCCCCUGAACACACGCACAGACCCCGCAGCAUUUUCCGCUCGGAUUAUCCUGAGCUGCUGCAUUCCACCUCGUGGCCAUUUGGAAAAUCUAUCUUUGAAAACCCCAUUCAUGCAGCUGAUCGCAUCAAUGUUCCUGGAUACAGGUACCUGCCCGUCCACCGUGAGAUCUACGGUUAUUCACCGAGGCAGAUCUACCCGCAUCAAUACAAACCUAUAGAACGCUUCACCCCUGCGAAACCAUUCGACCCUGAGAAAGCUUGGGCCGAUCAUCUGAAUCGCUUGGCAGACAUCGACAGGCUGUAUCCCAGCAAAACGCCUUUGCUGGCUCGGCAUAUAAGCCCUCCGCUCAGUACCAAACGAUUGUUCGAUAUCCACGGAAACUUGGUAACCGAUUACGAUUACUUACCAUCGUUCCCCUCGUUGCUACGUAAAAAGCCACUGUUUGACCUUCUCGAGCCAUCACCAAUGGCGCCCGUGAGUGCUUUCACCAGAGACCCGUGGUGGUACCCUAGCUAUGCUCCCUAUAUUCCGAGCUAUGCUCAAAGAGUCACCCCGUUCUAUCUGAGGGAUAGUUACCUCAGUCCUGUUAAACGUAGCUACCUGUGGAGUCGACAUCCAAUCAGGCCUUUCGGAUCGUUAUACUACUAUUAUUCGCAGCCAGUUCCACGAUUUCACUUUACCCGCCCGUGGUAUAAUAAACGUACCACAUAUUAAGAAACAAACUCACGCCUACUGAUGACUGUGUCGCCCCGCAUGGAACGCGUGAUACGAAAUAAAGCGAUGAAAAAAGCCAAAUAAAAUUACGAAAAAAGAUAACAAAAAAAAAAAAAAAAAAAA